This is a messenger RNA of Tripterygium wilfordii, 880 nucleotides long. Its product is annotated as protein CutA, chloroplastic. Bases 30 to 602 code for a protein of 190 amino acids. Gene Ontology annotation, biological process: response to metal ion. NCBI's taxonomy places the organism in Eukaryota, Viridiplantae, Streptophyta, Magnoliopsida, Celastrales, Celastraceae. The transcript has 6 exons. Gene Ontology annotation, molecular function: copper ion binding. The record is from RefSeq and is a predicted model, not a curated record.
GAGUGAGAAGGAUCGAGUAUCGAAUAUAAAUGGCUACCACUCUCUGUUCUAAAGCUACGUCAAUCAUUCCAUCCUCUGUGUUACGACGCCGUUUGCCCCUGGUCGGUGCGUUCUGCGUGUUGAGCUUGGGCUUCUCCAAUCUCUGUUCUUCCAUUUCGUACUCUGCCUUCAAAACGGGUUGUGCACAGUCUCUCCCCUUCGUCCCUCUCUUACGAUCGAAGUUCGGAAGCCGAGCAUCUGAGAAGAGAUUUAAUACCAUCAGAAUGGAAGCGAGUAGCAACACUGUACCGAGCAUCGUUGUUUACGUCACUGUUCCUAACAAAGAAGCAGGAAAGAAGUUGGCUGAAAGUAUAGUUAAGGAGAAACUUGCAGCAUGCGUAAAUCGAGUGCCAGGUAUUGAAUCCGUGUAUGAGUGGAAGGGAGAGAUCCAGACAGAUUCUGAGGAACUGCUCAUAAUCAAGACAAGGCAAUCCCUUUUGGAAGCUUUAACUGAGCAUGUCAAGGGAAAUCAUGAAUACGAGGUACCUGAAGUAAUAGCUUUGCCGAUCACUGGAGGCAAUAUCCAGUACCUGGAGUGGCUUAAAAACAGCACGAGGGACUGACUGCUUCAGUUUAGGACGAGAAUCAAGUAGGGUUUACUUUGAUGGCAGGCAACAACUGUUCAGGUGUAUCCAUAUGGUUCUCUCUAUCUCGUGGAGGCAGCAUGUAGAAAUUGAAAACUUUAUCCCAAAAUAUGACUCUUUUAUGUAUUUAUUUUCACACUUUUUUUGGAGUCUGGGUGUAGCUUGUAAGUCGUACCAUUGUGGUUGUGCAUAUUUGCUUCUCCGUUCUGAUACACUAUUAUCAUAUCAUGAUUCUCAUCCCUUGUGGUUGUGCCUGC